UAGAAAGAGAACCAGCCACACGUCACGGACGGGGUUAGGGUUUGAGUCUCAACCACUCUUUAAAGCACACACCCAUUCGAGAAACUCACUCUCUUCCCCCUUUUUUCUCUCUCCAUCUCUCUCUCUCUCUCUCUCUCCUCUCAAGAAUUCCAGAUUCAAGCACAGGAAGAAGAUGAUGCAGCCCGGACCUGGCAUGGCUCCUCCACCCAGCAUGGCCCAGCAGCCCAACCAGCAGUACCAGCAGCAGCAGCCAUACAUGAUGAUGCCUCCGCAGGCCCAGCCACCACAGAUGUGGGCCCCCUCCGCCCAGGCUCCGACACAGUCCGUGCCUCCUUCCCAGCCCGUUCAGCCCGCCAGUGCCGAUGAGGUCCGAACCCUGUGGAUCGGUGAUUUGCAGUACUGGAUGGAUGAGAACUACCUCUACACCUGUUUUGCUCACACUGGCGAGAUGGCAUCUGUUAAAGUAAUUAGGAAUAAGCAAACUAGUCAAUCCGAGGGUUAUGGGUUUAUUGAGUUUACAAGCCGUGCUGCUGCUGAGAGAAUACUACAAACAUUCAAUGGCACCAUUAUGCCAAAUGGCGGGCAGAAUUUCAGGUUGAACUGGGCAACCUUUAGCGCUGGUGAGAGGCGUCAUGACGAUAGUCCAGAUUACACUAUAUUUGUUGGAGAUUUGGCUGCAGAUGUUACGGACUACCACCUUCAGGAGACAUUUAGGGGUAGAUACUCCUCGGUUAAGGGGGCUAAAGUUGUAAUUGACAGGCUUACUGGGCGGACAAAGGGCUACGGUUUUGUUAGGUUUGCAGAUGAGAGUGAGCAAGUUAGAGCUAUGACGGAAAUGCAGGGCGUUCUUUGUUCAACAAGACCCAUGAGGAUUGGACCAGCAUCUAAUAAAAACCCAACCACACAAUCCAACAAAGCUUCAUACCAGAAUCCUCAAGGGGCACAGAACGAGAAUGAUCCAAAUAAUACAACUAUUUUUGUUGGCAAUUUGGAUGCAAAUGUUACAGAUGAUCACCUGCGACAAGUCUUUGGGCAUUAUGGAGAGUUAGUUCAUGUGAAGAUUCCAUCCGGCAAGAGAUGUGGGUUUGUGCAAUUUGCUGACAGGAGUUGUGCUGAAGAGGCACUGAGAGUGUUGAAUGGAACACUUUUAGGUGGCCAAAAUGUUAGGCUUUCAUGGGGACGGAGUCCUUCAAACAAACAGACUCAGGCCGACCCAAACCAGUGGAAUGGUAGUGGAUAUUAUGGAUAUGCACAGGGCUAUGAAAAUUAUGGUUAUGCUCCCGCUGGGCAGGACCCCAACAUGUAUGGAAGCUAUCCAGGGUAUGCAAAUUACCAACCUCCUCAGCAGCAGCAGCAACAAAUGGGAUAUAGUUAAGAAGCCAAACCCAGCUUCUAUUUUUCUGUUACCAACUUGCCAUUAUGUAUCCCUAUAAUACUUAUUUUCAGUGCUUCUAUGUUCGUGGAAAACCAGUCAACUCUGUUCCCUUUUUAAUUUUUCCUUCUUUUUUCUUCUGGUUAGUUAUCUAUGGUUGCUAUAUUAAGAUUUAUAUUUGUUGCAAACCUUGUGUAUCAAAUCAUGCUUGGAGAGUACUUAUUUACAUUGAAUGGUUAGUUCCCAUUCUUCUUC
Arachis ipaensis is the source of this 1627-nucleotide messenger RNA. Its product is annotated as polyadenylate-binding protein RBP45. Gene Ontology annotation, molecular function: mRNA binding. The record is from RefSeq and is a predicted model, not a curated record. Gene Ontology annotation, cellular component: cytosol. NCBI's taxonomy places the organism in Eukaryota, Viridiplantae, Streptophyta, Magnoliopsida, Fabales, Fabaceae.